UUUCCUUCUUCGUCUGUGGGAACACCUAUGCUGCUCCGUAUCUAGUCUGGGAGGCAGGCAACGAAACCCAGAUAAGAGUGUUGAGGAGAAGAAAAAAAGUUGUUUUUGCAAAUUGUAACGCAAUUUCGCUAAACUUGAAGUUCAUGUAAAUUCGUGGGGAAAAAAGAAGUCUGACAUGUAACCUUAAACUGCUGGAUACUUUUUCUGACUUUAAAAAAUCAGUUUAAGAAGCUGUAAAAAAAAAAAAAAAAAAGGCUCACUGGAUUCCAAGACUGACAUUGAUCAGAUGAUGGAGGGGUACGGUUAUGAACACUUUGGUGCAGAUGGAUCAAGUGGAAGCCAGCAGGUGAAUUAUCACACAGUCGUGGGAGAGACUCAGCCACAGCGUACCAGUGUUUCACCUCGGGAGGGUGAGCUUUAUGUCCGGCAAACCUCCCACGGCCAUGGACACGAAACUGCAGCCCAGCGAUACAGUGCCACGCGCAUCCAGGCCGGCUUAGGCCCAGAGAGCAUGGCGGAUUACUUAAUCAGUGGUGGUACAGGCUACGUGCCUGAGGAUGGACUUUCGGCUCAGCAGCUCUUCUCGAUUGGAGACGGCCUUACAUACAACAGAUCUGACCAACAGUGCGUUGUCUCCGAUGGUCAUACGGCUGAAGAGCUAUGCUCUAAAGGAGAUGGGUUGACUUACAAUGACUUCCUGAUUCUCCCUGGGUUCAUCGACUUUACCUCAGACGAAGUGGACCUGACAUCAGCGCUGACCAGGAAGAUCACAUUGAAGACCCCCCUCAUCUCUUCCCCCAUGGACACGGUCACAGAGUCGUCCAUGGCGAUUGCUAUGGCGCUAAUGGGAGGCAUUGGCAUCAUUCACCACAACUGCACACCGGAAUUCCAGGCAAAUGAGGUCCGCAAGGUCAAGAGGUUUGAGCAGGGUUUCAUCACAGACCCGGUCGUGAUGAGUCCGCGACACACAGUCGGGGACGUGUUUGAGGCCAAAGUAAGGCAUGGCUUCUCCGGUAUUCCUGUCACGGAGACGGGCAAAAUGGGCAGCAAGCUUGUGGGCAUCGUCACCUCUAGAGAUAUCGACUUUCUCUCUGAAAAAGAUCAUGACAGACCCCUGGAAGAGGCUAUGACAAAGAGGGAUGAGUUGGUUGUGGCUCCAGCUGGUGUUACACUGAAAGAAGCCAAUGACAUCCUGCAGCGCAGUAAAAAAGGCAAGCUGCCCAUUGUAAAUAACAACGACGAGCUGGUGGCCAUCAUCGCCAGGACGGAUUUAAAGAAGAACAGGGACUACCCGCUGGCCUCCAAAGACUCGCGCAAACAGCUGCUGUGUGGAGCCGCCAUUGGAACCAGAGAGGACGACAAGUACAGACUGGACCUGUUGGUGCAGGCUGGGGUGGAUGUCGUCGUACUGGACUCUUCACAAGGAAACUCCGUGUAUCAAAUCAACAUGAUCAAUUAUAUUAAACAGAAGUAUCCAGAAAUACAAGUGGCAGGUGGAAAUGUGGUCACAGCAGCCCAGGCCAAGAAUCUGAUUGAUGCUGGUGUCGAUGCACUGCGGGUCGGGAUGGGCUGCGGCUCCAUCUGCAUCACACAGGAAGUCAUGGCGUGCGGGCGGCCCCAGGGUACCUCGGUGUACAAGGUAGCAGAGUACGCCAGGCGUUUCGGUGUUCCAGUCAUUGCUGACGGCGGCAUUCAGACUGUGGGUCACGUGGUGAAGGCGCUGUCUCUGGGAGCAUCAACUGUUAUGAUGGGCUCUUUGUUAGCGGCAACCACUGAGGCGCCGGGAGAGUACUUCUUCUCAGACGGUGUGCGGUUGAAGAAGUACCGCGGUAUGGGCUCCCUGGACGCCAUGGAGAAGAGCACCAGCAGCCAGAAACGCUAUUUCAGUGAGGGCGACAAGGUGAAGGUAGCUCAGGGUGUGUCGGGCUCGGUCCAGGACAAGGGCUCCAUUCACAAGUUUGUACCGUACCUGAUCGCCGGCAUCCAGCACGGCUGCCAGGACAUCGGCGCAAAGAGUCUCUCUGUCCUCCGUUCCAUGAUGUACUCUGGAGAGCUGAAGUUUGAAAAGCGAACCAUGUCUGCACAGGUGGAGGGAGGAGUUCAUGGUCUUCAUUCUUACGAGAAGCGGCUUUACUGAUCAGGAGUUGGGGGGGGGGAAACAAAGUCCACUCCGUCGGUGCACGUGACACACCCAAUCCAACAGUGACCAAAUAUUAAAUCGCCACAACAACAAAAAUCCGCACCACCCACUACACCCUCUCUGGCCUCCCCGACAUCGUACCCACUGUUACACUCUCUCUGAUCCAAGCCUGCUGCUUCGGGGAGAAAAGAGGCACCAUGGUGAAGUGAGAAACCUUCAAACUGACACCUUUCUUUCUGAACACCUGGGAUUUUGCACUCAAGAGGCGGCGCAUCAGGGUUUUCCAGAACGACACAAACACCUUGUAUCUUGAGUAUGCAUUCGAUCCCACUUUUUUUGCGUGUGUAUGUUGAUAGUAGUGAGAUUGAAUUGCGUGCGUGUUUGGUGAAUGGAGGGUAGCGUGCGUCUGAGGCUCUAAUGUUAAAAAUGUGUUUUGGGACAAAGGAAGUGAAGUCUGCACUGGGUUUAUUUACCCUGUUUAAAGUAGUGAAUCUGAAACAGCCAUGGCGCAAAACCUAUCAGCAUAUUUUGCGGAUCUAAGCUUACCAGCUCUUCCCCGCCAGAAGCCUUUCACAUCCCAGAUCUUAAACACACAAGUACUUAUGUGCAAACUACAAACACUUGUGUCCAAGUGCAGUGUCUCCAUGUACCAUUGCAAUCUUACCUUUUUUGUUUUUGCAUUACAAUUCAUCACAGGUACAUGCUGCUGAACAUUCAGUUGCAUUUUAUUUUCAGCUCAUAUUGCAUAUUGUUUACCUCUUCAAUGUGGAUUCUGGAGUAUGAAAUAUUGCCAUGAUGUUC
Messenger RNA from Labrus mixtus (cuckoo wrasse), 2941 nucleotides. RefSeq names its product IMP (inosine 5'-monophosphate) dehydrogenase 1b (gene impdh1b). Gene Ontology annotation, biological process: GTP biosynthetic process. Gene Ontology annotation, cellular component: cytoplasm. Lineage: Eukaryota; Metazoa; Chordata; Actinopteri; Labriformes; Labridae. The transcript has 16 exons. The record is from RefSeq and is a predicted model, not a curated record. Gene Ontology annotation, molecular function: IMP dehydrogenase activity. The coding region runs from base 287 to 2137 and encodes 616 amino acids.